AUGAUGGAUCCUCCAGCUGGAACAAACCCUGAUUCACCACUUCCACCAGCUUCCUCGCAACACGAAGUGGCAACCUCAAGUUCAAACAAUAACGCUUAUAAUACACGCAAAGACCGCUCACUCUCACCAAGGACUGCAUAUCGUCGUUCUUCGUACUCACCUCGUCGUAGAAGUCCGUCUCCUCCGCCUGCUAGAGGAGGAGGCGGAGGCGGCUACAGGGGUAGCCGGGAAGAUAGGUAUAGAGAAGACAGAUAUCGGGAUGAAAAGUAUGAUCAUGAUGGUAGAGGUUACCGUGACCAUUUCUAUGGUGAAAGAAGAGGCCCUCCGAGAAGAAGUAAACCUGUUGAACGUGGCUCUGAUAAAGAUAGACGUGAUUCAACUACCUUGUACGUGGGAAAUCUUCCAUAUGCUUUUCGUGAACAGGAUGUUGCCGAUAUGUUUGAAAGAUACGGACGUCUCAGAAAAGUUACUGUUCAACUUGAUCAUUACACUGGUAGAAACAAAGGUUUUGCUUUUGUCGAAUUUGAAGACCGACGAGAUGCCGAAGAUGCAUAUGAUAAAUAUAAUGGAUUUAGCGUGGAAGGACGUCGAUUGAAAUUAGACUGGGAUAUUGGAUUAACCAAAAAAGAUCAACAUCGUCGUGAAAAACAUACUAAUUUUGCUGAUUAUGGACGCGCAUCCGAUACUUACGGACGUGGUGCAUCACCACCUCCUAUGCGUGGUUUCAGCCCCAACUACAGAACAGGUGGACGCUCUCCAAGUCCAUAUCGUCGAUAA
This is a messenger RNA of Ambispora gerdemannii, 777 nucleotides long. The record is from the annotation of a GenBank genome assembly. Lineage: Eukaryota; Fungi; Glomeromycota; Glomeromycetes; Archaeosporales; Ambisporaceae.